AGCACCCACACCAUAUAUCGAACAACUCCGCCAAAUGACAGAAUUAGCAGACGCCCUUGGAUUCACGGCAUCUUUGAAGCCUGGAGAAAAGAUCAACUACACCAAGAUCGCUCGCAAUUAUGAUUGCUCUUGUUCAACGUUUUCACGACAACACUGUGGGGUAUGCGCGUCACGCGAGGCGGGCUAUGCAGAACAAAGGCAAGCAAGCACUUGUUGCGUAUAUUGACAAGCUCUGUCAGCGCGGCCUACCUCCUAUAAGAGAGAUGAUUUGAGAUUUCGCUGCAGAAAUAGCUAAAAAGUACGUGGGAAAGUGCUGGGCAGACCGCUUUAUCAACCAACACCACGUCCACCUCCCCUGUUAAUAGACUUCUGGCAAGGACGCUCUUCGCCAGGAGGCCAACUCAGCAGUCAAAUAUAACGCUUAGUUCGAGCUCCUCCACCGUAAAUUUGCUAGGUAUAAUAUCAAACUACAGAACAUGUACAAUAUGGAUGAGAAGGGCUUCCUAAUUAGUGUACUGUCAAAGAUAAAGCGUGUGUUCAGCAGGUAGUGCUAUGAGGCAGGAGAGAUAAAUAAAAUGCUACAAGAUGGCAAUCGCG
Molecule: messenger RNA, 597 nt
Organism: Didymella exigua CBS 183.55
Lineage: Eukaryota; Fungi; Ascomycota; Dothideomycetes; Pleosporales; Didymellaceae
Exons: 1
Coding region: 35-226 (63 amino acids)
Source: RefSeq, a predicted model, not a curated record